Ziziphus jujuba (common jujube) is the source of this 924-nucleotide messenger RNA. RefSeq lists its product as uncharacterized. The transcript has a single exon. NCBI's taxonomy places the organism in Eukaryota, Viridiplantae, Streptophyta, Magnoliopsida, Rosales, Rhamnaceae. The record is from RefSeq and is a predicted model, not a curated record. The coding region runs from base 172 to 669 and encodes 165 amino acids.
AAAUCACUUUUGUUAAUAUGAAAAUGCCAGAGGCCCAUAACCACUUAAUAAUUGUAUGACCAUUCAUAUAAAACAUAAAAGCACAAGUAGCUCACACUCUCAUUAUCUCGCUGAGUUUUCUCAAUCAAAUUUUCAUCAUCAUCAUCUUCUUCUUCUUCUACAUUAAGCUCCAUGGAAAUCAAACAAGUAGCUCAAACUCUCAUUGUCUCGCACGUGUUACGCUUCAUUCGUGCGUUAUCCAAUGCCAAAUCCAAAGCUACGUCCCAUCUUAUUCAGCUUCUCAAAGAAAAAAAACCCAUGCAAUGGCUUUAUAUCACCACUAGAAAAAACACGAGCAAGAUCAAGAAGAUGAUCAACAAGGAGGCCAAGAUAUUCUUUGACUCGUUCAGGCUGCACUAUGACUGGUGUUCUUCCACUCAUGUCUUGCCUGUGCCGGCUCUGGUUGAAGAUUGUCCCGAGUCUCAGCUUUCUGGGUAUCUGGAAUGGCUUGAAAAGAAUGACGUUCAUGAUAAGACCACGUCUAUGGCUGACCAAUCGGAGGCCGACGUAGAUAACAAUGAUAUCGACCGGCAAGCCGACUUGUUUAUUGCGAGAUGCCAUGAGAAGUUUAGGUCGGAAAUGGAAGAGUCUUACAGGAGAUACCAAGAAACGCUGGCUAGAAGCAUGUGAUAUUUGGACUAGACUAGCGAGCUAUCUAGUUAUUUGCAUGUGGUGUUCGGAUAUGGUUUAUUUUGUUAAAAUUCUACUUUCCCAAUAUUCUCUUUUCUUCUGUGUAAAAAUAAAAAGAAAAAAUCAUGGGCGUGGGAGUGCGGAAAGUGUAGCAAUUGGAUUGGAUUGAGAGGUUAAUUAAUUAAUUUCCCUUUUUUUUUUUUUUCUUUUGAGUUUUUGUAUUUAGAUGGCUUUUUUUUUUCUUUUUUUUUUUUU